Messenger RNA from Pundamilia nyererei, 2317 nucleotides. Its product is annotated as polyadenylate-binding protein 1. The transcript is spliced from 16 exons. Gene Ontology annotation, molecular function: RNA binding. The coding region runs from base 352 to 2259 and encodes 635 amino acids. The record is from RefSeq and is a predicted model, not a curated record. Lineage: Eukaryota; Metazoa; Chordata; Actinopteri; Cichliformes; Cichlidae.
GCCGUGGUUUCGAGUGGAACAGGGAAACAACCUCCGCCGACCUUUCUUUCAAUCCUGUAAUCCGUCUGCGUAGGGUGUGCUCUGGGGCUAGUCUCGGCACACAUUUUAUUAUGAAACAAACCAAAAGCUAGAGAGCACACGCAGACAUAUUUUUAUAAGAAAAACAAAAAUCGGUGAAGCAGGAUUUGAUUUGCCAACUCAAGCAACGCGAAGAAGACGCUGCCAACGGAUAAGAAAGAAAGACUGAACGAGAAGAACGUUAGCAAGCUAAGCUGUUAGCCUCAUUGUUGAAAGCGUGGGCGAUUAACUUUAGCCAGUUGAGACGUAGCCUGAGAACACGCUUCGCCAGCCAUGAAUCCCAGCGCGCCUAGCUACCCGAUGGCCUCCCUGUAUGUGGGAGACCUGCACCCAGACGUUACCGAAGCCAUGCUAUACGAGAAAUUCAGCCCGGCUGGACCCAUCCUCUCCAUUAGAGUAUGCAGAGACAUGAUCACCCGUCGCUCCCUAGGCUAUGCCUAUGUGAACUUCCAACAGCCAGCUGACGCCGAAAGAGCUUUGGACACCAUGAACUUUGAUGUAAUAAAAGGCAGGCCUCUCCGUAUCAUGUGGUCUCAGCGUGACCCCUCACUGAGGAAGAGUGGGGUGGGAAACAUCUUCAUCAAGAAUCUGGACAAAUCCAUCGAUAACAAGGCCUUGUAUGAUACAUUCUCUGCAUUUGGAAACAUCCUGUCCUGCAAGGUGGUUUGUGAUGAAAAUGGCUCAAAGGGUUACGGCUUUGUGCACUUUGAGACCCAUGAAGCUGCUGAACGGGCCAUUGAGAAAAUGAACGGCAUGUUGCUCAAUGACAGAAAAGUAUUUGUUGGACGAUUCAAAUCGCGUAAAGAGAGGGAAGCUGAGCUUGGAGCACGAGCCAGAGAGUUUACUAACGUUUAUAUCAAGAACUUUGGCGAGGACAUGGAUGAUGAGAAGCUGAAGGAGUUGUUUAGCAAAUAUGGGCCUGCCCUCAGCAUCCGGGUUAUGACUGAUGAAAGUGGCAAAUCCAAGGGAUUUGGCUUUGUCAGCUUCGAGAGGCAUGAAGAUGCCCAGAAGGCUGUAGAUGAAAUGAACGGUAAAGAACUGAAUGGCAGGCAAGUCUAUGUGGGCCGUGCACAGAAGAAAGGGGAGCGGCAGAAUGAGCUCAAACGCAAAUUUGAGCAGAUGAAACAGGAUCGCAUGACCAGAUAUCAGGGUGUCAAUCUGUAUGUGAAGAACCUGGAUGAUGGCCUUGAUGACGAGCGUCUGCGCAAAGAAUUCUCCCCAUUUGGCACCAUAACAAGUGCUAAGGUGAUGAUGGAGGGUGGACGGAGCAAAGGCUUUGGCUUUGUGUGCUUCUCUUCUCCAGAAGAGGCCACUAAAGCUGUAACAGAGAUGAAUGGGCGUAUUGUGGCUACAAAGCCACUGUAUGUGGCCCUUGCCCAGCGGAAAGAGGAGCGUCAGGCUCAUCUAACCAACCAGUACAUGCAAAGGAUGGCCACUGUUCGAGCUGUGCCCAACCCUGUCCUUAACCCAUACCAGCCUGCUCCACCUUCAGGAUAUUUCAUGGCGGCUAUCCCUCAGGCUCAGAACCGUGCUGCAUACUACUCUGCCAACCAGCUGGCCCAGCUGCGCCCCAGCCCCCGUUGGGCUACUCAAGGAGUGCGUCCUCAGCACUUCCAGAACAUGCCCAAUGCUAUGCGCCCAACAGCACCCAGGCCUCAGGCCUUAAACACCAUCCGUGCAACCGCCACCACCAACACCCAGGUCCCACGCAUGAUGGCUUCUCAGCGUAUGCCCACACAGGCGCUCAACCAGCGCCCUGCCAAUGCUUCAGCCGCCGCAGCCCCAGUGCGUGCCAUGCCCCAGUACAAAUAUGCUGCUGGUGUGCGCAACCCUCAGCAGCACAUGGCCUCCCAGCCACAGGUCACCAUGCAGCAGCCGGCAGUCCAUGUCCAAGGACAGGAGCCUCUAACUGCCUCCAUGCUGGCUGCAGCCCCACCUCAGGAACAGAAGCAGAUGCUGGGUGAGCGUCUGUUCCCUCUGAUCCAGAACAUGCACCCCAGCCUGGCUGGCAAGAUCACUGGUAUGCUGCUGGAGAUUGACAACUCAGAGCUGCUUCACAUGCUUGAGUCACCUGAGUCGUUGCGCUCAAAGGUGGAUGAGGCUGUUGCUGUGCUCCAGGCCCACCAGGCCAAGGAGGCUGCUCAGAAGUCCUCCACCCCUGCUGGUGUUCCCAGCGUCUAAGAUCGAGCAUUUUGAAACCUGCUUCACCGAUGGAAAAAGAAAAAAAAACUUAAACAUU